Pygocentrus nattereri (red-bellied piranha) is the source of this 2361-nucleotide messenger RNA. RefSeq names its product cholinergic receptor, nicotinic, alpha 2b (neuronal) (gene chrna2b). Gene Ontology annotation, biological process: monoatomic ion transmembrane transport; nervous system process; signal transduction. The record is from RefSeq and is a predicted model, not a curated record. The transcript has 6 exons. Gene Ontology annotation, cellular component: neuron projection; synapse; postsynaptic membrane. NCBI's taxonomy places the organism in Eukaryota, Metazoa, Chordata, Actinopteri, Characiformes, Serrasalmidae. Gene Ontology annotation, molecular function: acetylcholine-gated monoatomic cation-selective channel activity; transmembrane signaling receptor activity. The coding region runs from base 503 to 2116 and encodes 537 amino acids.
AAGACAGUAGCGCGAGAGCGAGCGGAGGCGCGCAGAAGGGAGCGCUCGGUCCUGAAAACAGGCGCGUGAACGGGGAGCGGCUUCAGUGUUAAACUUGUAAAACAGCGGCAUCAGUUCCGCUGAGCAGGUCUUCCUGCGAACAGGUGCUCAGAGGCUGCGGUGCGUCUUUACGCGCAGACAGAGGAGAGCGAGCGAGGCGAGUAUGGGCAGAGCCGCACGCCGAGGCUGUCACGGUGCGUGCUAACUGAAACGCGCGCGUGCUACAAGACUCAGGAGGAUGCUCACGUGCGUUUAUUGAACAAGCAUCAGCGGCUGUGUCGGGUUGCUGGUGCGAUCAGACUGUGUUUGACUGCCCAAAGCUCCACAAUGCACGCGCUAGUCUGGCUACAGCAGGUUCUCCACGCGCGCUCCGCAAGGCGCGUGCAGGGCUGAGGACGGAGCGCGGGCGGGAUGGAGCAGGACUUGCUGAUGUCAGCCUCGCACCGCUGAAGAAGGAGACAGGAUGGAGCGCGCGGGGCAGAUCCCGCUGAGGAGCGCUCUGCUCUUCAUCAUCCUCUGGAAGUGCGCUUCCUGUUAUGAGAAGACUCAUUCACAUGCAGAGGACGAACUCUUCAAAAAGCUUUUUGUUGGCUACAACAAGUGGUCCCGGCCUGUGCCAAAUACCUCGGACGUUGUCAUCGUUAAAUUCGGCUUGUCCAUCGCCCAGCUCAUCGAUGUGGACGAGAAGAACCAGAUGAUGACAACCAAUGUCUGGCUGAAACAGGAGUGGAAUGACUACAAACUACGAUGGAAACCUUCUGAUUAUGACAAUGUGACAUCCAUCAGGGUGCCAUCAGAGCUCAUUUGGGUUCCAGACAUUGUGCUGUACAACAAUGCUGACGGGGAGUUUGCUGUCACCCACAUGACCAAAGCCCAUCUCUUCUACACUGGCAAAGUGCGCUGGGUCCCCCCAGCCAUCUACAAGAGCUCCUGCAGCAUUGAUGUCACAUUCUUCCCCUUCGACCAGCAAAAUUGCAAGAUGAAGUUUGGCUCAUGGACAUACGACAAGGCCAAGAUUGACCUGGAGCGCCUGGAAACUACAGUGGAUCUGAAGGACUACUGGGAGAGUGGCGAGUGGGCCAUCAUUAAUGCUGUAGGCACCUACAACACCAAGAAGUAUGACUGCUGCCAUGAGAUCUACCCAGACAUUACCUACUUCUUCAUCAUCCGCCGCCUUCCUCUCUUCUACACCAUCAACCUCAUCAUUCCUUGCUUGCUGAUCUCCUGCCUGACCGUGCUGGUCUUCUACCUGCCCUCAGACUGUGGAGAAAAGAUCACUCUUUGCAUCUCUGUGCUUCUCUCACUGACUGUCUUCCUCCUGCUCAUCACAGAGAUCAUCCCAUCCACCUCAUUGGUCAUCCCGCUCAUUGGCGAGUACUUGCUCUUCACUAUGAUCUUUGUCACACUCUCCAUCAUCAUCACCGUCUUUGUGCUGAACGUCCACCACCGCUCACCUGGCACCCAUGAGAUGCCACGCUGGGUACAUGCCGUUUUCCUGGAGCUCAUCCCCCGCUGGCUCUUCAUGCGCAGGCCGGCACCUGACAGCCGCCGCAGGCAGAGGCUGCUGCUCCUGCAGCAAGGUCAGAGGUCACGAGCUCCUGGAGCAUCCUGCCUGAGCACUUCAGCCAGCUGGUUCAGGGAGGAGUCGAGGACCUGCUGCUAUGAAGAUCUGGAACUGGGGACUCUUUCCUCUGCUUUUUCACUCACCUUUCGUCCUCCUUCACCCAGGCCACCAGGCUCCACGCCACCACCAUCGCACGGAGCUCUGCCCAGACAGGAGGGGGGCAUGACCUGUCUGCCAAACUCCAGGCAUCCAGGAGCUAGAGUUAACCACACCAAGCGGCCCACUGAAAACCACCAGAGGUCCCCUCUGUCUCCCAGCAUCAUGCAGGCACUGGAGGGGGUUCACUACAUAGCAGACCAUUUAAGAGCAGAAGAUGCCGACUUCAGUGUUAAAGAGGACUGGAAGUAUGUUGCCAUGGUGAUUGAUCGGAUCUUCCUGUGGAUGUUCAUCAUUGUGUGUCUACUGGGCACCAUCGGCCUGUUCCUCCCCCCCUGGCUAGCUGGCAUGAUCUAGAGCCUGGCCACUUGCACACUUAUAGACAUGUACAUGCACUGUGAGAACACAUCAGAAUAAGCAGUGAAAGAACGCUACACGUGGAGGAAUCAUAGGGAAAAUCAGUGCUCCUUCAACAGAAGAAAAAGACCAAUGAAGAGUAAGAAAUUCAGUGAACAGUGGUUGCUGCACAUGAGCCAAGAGCAAACUUAUCACUGAAUGUACAACCUUGCAGUGAAUACUGUUGAAUAAAAUGUGGCACCUUA